AUGUGGCCGACGCCAACGCGCUGGCCAAGCGUCGAAGCGCACCUCUUGAACAAGAAGGAGAAGGCGUCGCUGGCCGCCAAGCUCGUCGCAAGCAGCGAUAUACCGGUGCCCGCCGCCAUGGCCAAAGCGCUAGACGACGACCCGUGCCACGACCUGCAGCACAUGCGCGCCUGCAUGGAGCAGCUCAAGGCCAUCACCACGAUCCUCGAGUCGUCUUCGGUCGGGCCGCGCUCCAACAAGCUCUCGCAUUACGACUUGUUGCGGUACAUGUCGAUUCUGGCCUACUUGACGUACCUUACCGACGUGAACAACUCGUUUCGGGGCGUCGAGAUCAAGCGCAUGGCCAAGUCAGAAGAGAUCGCACGGCUUUUCUUCCCAACCAAGCCGGUAGGGUACCGCGGCAAGCUCAUUCGGCAGUGGACUGAGAUGUACCUCAAAGACCAGAGCCUCCCCAACACGGCGCGCGGCAAGCAUCCCAAGAUCAAGAGGCCCUCGGACGAUACCGACGUCGAGCAGCAGCGUAGUACGAUACCAGCAGAAGCAUUGGAAGCCGUGUCGCCGGGCAUAACUAUCUAG
Saprolegnia parasitica CBS 223.65 is the source of this 576-nucleotide messenger RNA. RefSeq lists its product as hypothetical. The transcript is spliced from 2 exons. NCBI's taxonomy places the organism in Eukaryota, Oomycota, Saprolegniomycetes, Saprolegniales, Saprolegniaceae. The coding region runs from base 1 to 576 and encodes 191 amino acids. The record is from RefSeq and is a predicted model, not a curated record.